AUGAUCAGCUCUUUAUCUGUUUUCGAGGAGAAGUUUUAUUACUACUACUGUCUGGUGCACAUUCCGAUCACAGUGCUUGUGGACUCCAGUGUUGCUGUUCCGGACAAGUGGGUCCUGCUGCCUGGGCUAGUGCAAUGGCACAUACGCCAGAACAACGACUUCCUGCUGCAUGAGAAGCCCAUGUGGCUGCAGCUGUUUGUGUGGUGGGAGCUAGUCUUCCAAUUGCCGCUGUUCUUCUACUUCGCCCACCAGUUCAAGAAGAUCUGGGCCCUCAGAUCGAAAGAUACCAAAAACGCCAAGGCAGAGCGGGCCACCACGAAGAAGUCCCUGUACUUGUGGCUCCGCGUAUACGGGCUAAACGCCGCCCUAACCACCUGGAUAUGCAUAGUCGUGAUCCUCUAUAGGGGCUACUACCCGUUUACGCUGGACGCAUCCCGCAUCGCAGGAACCAAGCUGGAAGUGAGGGACACCCUGGCCCUUAUGGGCCUGUACUUGCCUACUUUCCUGCUCCCAUUGCGCCUGUGUAUGCUGCAACAGUGA
Molecule: messenger RNA, 540 nt
Organism: Nakaseomyces glabratus
Lineage: Eukaryota; Fungi; Ascomycota; Saccharomycetes; Saccharomycetales; Saccharomycetaceae
Gene: EMA19
Product: Ema19p
Cellular component (GO): endoplasmic reticulum
Source: RefSeq, a predicted model, not a curated record